This is a messenger RNA of Paramecium sonneborni, 1263 nucleotides long. The record is from the annotation of a GenBank genome assembly. Lineage: Eukaryota; Ciliophora; Oligohymenophorea; Peniculida; Parameciidae.
AUAUUUCUGUUUUAUUAUUAAAUUAACGAUAAUGGGAUGUUGUGAAGCCAAUGGAAUAAGGAAUAGAUUGGAUUAGAUUAAUCCAUUUAAACAAUAAAGAGGUAAGAAUAUAUGUGAAAUCAAAGAUAAUUCUGCACCAAUCUGUAGGAAACCAAUAUUUGAUGAGAAUUCUACAUAAUAAUAUAAAUCAGAGUCAUAAUAUUAUUCAUACAAAACUCAACAGUUUAAAGUAUCUAGAUCUCCAAAUAAAUUGGAUGACUUUAAUACUAAUUAAUUUAAAGUUUAGCAAAAGCAACCUAUGAUGAAUCAUAGAAUAUAAACAUAAUAAGCUGUUUCUUGUCCUCCUAUUCGACAAUAAACAAAUUAAUAUUUAAGUAAUUAAAGUUUCUCUGUACCUGUCAGUGCUAUAGUUUAACAACCCUAAUAUGUUGUAAACAAUCAACCUUAAUAAUGUUAACCAUAUGUGAUAUAUCCAUAAAGUAAUAAUAUUAGCUUUCGUGGAGAUCAUGUUAGCUAAAUACUCACCAAUCUUAAUAACUGUAUAAAUUUAUUGUUAUUUUAGAAUAAUAGAGAUUAUUUAAGACUGCUUCGAAAGCAAUAAUGAAAGUAGAAGAUGAUAAAUUGACAAAUAAUGAUAGAGAAGUUAUGAAGGAUAUUUUUCAUAAACUAGAAAAAACUUCAUGUUUUAAUUCAAAGAAAUCAAGCAAAAGUAAUCUAGCUGGAUCAUUAUAAAUGAAUAGUAAGGAACUUAAAAAGAUGUAUGAUUAAAUGAAUAAUUAACUAUAAUUAUUGAAUAAAUUAAUAGUUUGUUUAGAUGAUAAAUGGAAUAUGUAAGAUAGCAAGUAGGUUAAAUUAUAACUAAAAGAAUUUUCAGAAAAAGUUAAAGAAUUAGGAGAAGUGACUUUACAUAAUAGUUUGAUUGAAUAAUAAGGGAGUGAUAAAAGUUUCAGAUCUUAAGAGUCUUCAUUUCUACCAAAGACUAAUUAUACAUAGACUAAAGAAAUUGAUUUAAGUAAUUUAAGUGAAUAGGAAGAUAGUCAAAUUAAGUAGAUGAAAGAUAUUAUGUAAAAGUAUCGUAAUCAGACUAAUGAAUAAAGUGGUCUAUUUUAGAGAGAUUUAAAUCAAAAUUCAUUUAAUAAUGUUAAGAUAUAAUAAAGUAAAUUAUCAUCAUAAAGAAUGAAAGAAAAUAAUUCCAAAAUUGAUUCCUUAAUAAAUAAAUUGCAUCAUUUGAAUCAAAGCUACAAAUUGUUAUAAAAUCAAUGA